GGAGUCACAUCGAAGUCGGCGUGAGCGAUCGCAGUCUGAGCGGCGCGGUAGCGAGCAUAAGCGAGACAGAACUUGCAGAUCAAAAACGCGGCGUUCGCAUGCAAAUCGAAAAAGGUAUUCAAGUCGAUCGAGAAGUCGAGCAUCACGUAUGACAAACAAAUAUAACAGUGACCGUAGCGUAAUACGAUCUAGAUCGCGAGUACGAUAUUCUCGAUCGACUGAACGUUCAAUAUUGAAGUCACGCAGCACGAGACGUUCUGCGUCACGUCGAUUUAACUAUUCGAGAUCAGUUCUAUACUCGCGUGGUAGAAGUUAUUCUAGAUGUAAACGUAAUAGUAAUAAAGAGCAUCACAUGCGUUCUAAAUGUAAUAUGCAAAAUAGACGUUCAUAUCCUAUGCCUAAAAUUGAUUGUACUUCACGGGUGCCAAAUCCAGUUCCAGAGAACAAAUCACAGCUAGAUAAAAAUAAUACGAGUUUCAAUGAAAGUGAAAAGGUUGCAGUUACUGGAACGGGAUCAAUGGCAGCUGUGUCGGCUAAUGAGAGUGAUCAAUGUUCUUCUUUGACAAACAACCAGUUGUUAGAAACCCUUAACAAAACAUUGCAAACUAUGACAACUGUCGCAUCUAUGUCACAUUCUAAAGGAAAAUUUACUAAUCUAAACGUUGUACCAGAGUUUGACCCAAAUGUUAAGCACCAAACCAUAAUUAACUGGCUCAAUAAAGUCAAAGAAUGUGCGGAGAUAUACGGUUGGAAUAGUCAACAAACUGCACAUUACGCUCUCCCAAAACUUACCGGUACUGCAAAGCGAUGGUACGAAGGGCAACCAACCGUUUUACAUUCAUGGGAAAUUUGGGAAGAGAAGUUGAAAUUAGCCUUUCCGUCUAAUGAGAACUAUGGACACUUAAUAAAUGAGAUGAUAAAUAUAACAGCUAAGUUUGGUGAUAAUUUAGAAGAAUAUUUUUACGAGAAGUUAAAUGCACUUAAUCGUUGCCUGAUCACAAAUAGAAAUGCCGUAGAUUGUAUUGUUUAUGGUAUAGAGGACAGGUCAGUUAGAUAUGGUUGUGAGGCGGCCAGCUUCGAUACUACUGACAAAUUGUUAGGUUAUCUUAAAACUGUCAAGCACGAACGUAAUACUAAAUUUAUUAAACGAAAUUGUCUAAAAACAAGUGUAGAUUUAACACGGAAAAAUCAAAAAUCUCUUUUGAAAUGUUUCAACUGUAAUGAAACGGGUCAUACUAUACCUCUUUGUAAGAAACCAAAAAUAAAAUGCCAGAAAUGUCUACGUUAUGGUCACGAUGAUCCAAGUUGUUCAUUAGAAAUUUUAAAGAAAUUUAAGGUUUUGGACGUUAAAACAUUAUGACUGAGUC
Cydia pomonella (codling moth) is the source of this 1367-nucleotide messenger RNA. RefSeq lists its product as uncharacterized. The record is from RefSeq and is a predicted model, not a curated record. Lineage: Eukaryota; Metazoa; Arthropoda; Insecta; Lepidoptera; Tortricidae. Bases 149 to 1360 code for a protein of 403 amino acids. The transcript has a single exon. Gene Ontology annotation, molecular function: zinc ion binding; nucleic acid binding.